Bubalus bubalis (water buffalo) is the source of this 1711-nucleotide messenger RNA. It is a transcript of the gene NR2E3, whose product is annotated as nuclear receptor subfamily 2 group E member 3. Gene Ontology annotation, molecular function: RNA polymerase II cis-regulatory region sequence-specific DNA binding; zinc ion binding; nuclear receptor activity. Lineage: Eukaryota; Metazoa; Chordata; Mammalia; Artiodactyla; Bovidae. Gene Ontology annotation, biological process: anatomical structure development; positive regulation of transcription by RNA polymerase II; cell differentiation. The transcript is spliced from 7 exons. The record is from RefSeq and is a predicted model, not a curated record. The coding region runs from base 176 to 1501 and encodes 441 amino acids.
AGGAGCACAGAGAGGAGAGGCAAGGGGGAGAGAGAGACAGAGGGAGAAGGAGAGAUAGAAGAGAGACAGAGUUUCAGAAAGGGAGGCAGGGCUGGGUCCAGCUCAGAAAUCCUGAGGCUUCCCUUAGGCAGGCAGAGGCUGCCCUGGGACCUGCCAGGACAGGCCGACAGUGCCCAUGAGCUCCAACGUGGCUGCAGCGGUGCCGGCGGCCGUGUCCGCCUCCAGGAAGGAGUCUCCAGGCAGGUGGGGCCUGGGGGAGGAGCCGACAGGCGUGGGCCCCUCGCUCCAGUGCCGCGUGUGUGGGGACAGCAGCAGCGGGAAGCACUAUGGCAUCUACGCCUGCAACGGCUGCAGCGGCUUCUUCAAGAGGAGCGUGAGGCGAAGGCUCAUCUACAGGUGCCAGGUGGGGGCAGGGAUGUGCCCGGUGGACAAGGCCCACCGCAACCAGUGCCAGGCCUGCCGGCUGAAGAAGUGCUUGCAGGCGGGCAUGAACCAGGACGGUGAGUCAAGAACCCCAUCCCGGAGAGGCAUGGCAGAAGAGAUGGGGGUGCAUGAUCCGUGGGGUGUCCUGACCCUUCCCACCUCCCCAGCCGUGCAGAAUGAGCGCCAGCCACGGAGCACUGCCCAGGUCCGAAUGGACAGCGUGGAGUCAGAAAUGGAGCCCCGGCUGGAGCCCCUGGCGACCCCACCGGCCCUCGCAGGGCCCAGCUCUCGGGGGCCCACACCUGUGUCUGCAGCCAGAGCCCUGGGAUCCCAGGCCCUCACACCUCCGGGGCACCACCACUUCAUGGCUAGCCUGAUAACAGCCGAAACCUGCACUAAACUGGAGCCUGAGGAUGCCGACGAGAAUAUCGAUGUCACCAGCAAUGAUCCCGAGUUCCCCUCGUCCCCAUACUCCUCCUCCUCUCCCUGUGCCCUGGACAGCAUCCAUGAGACGUCUGCUCGCCUGCUCUUCAUGGCCGUCAAGUGGGCCAAGAACCUGCCAGUGUUCUCCAACCUGCCCUUCCGGGAUCAGGUGAUCCUGCUGGAAGAGGCAUGGAGUGAACUCUUCCUCCUUGGAGCCAUCCAGUGGUCUCUGCCUCUGGACAAUUGCCCACUGCUGGCCCUGCCCGAGGCCUCUGCUGGCGGCAGCUCUCAGGGCCGACUGGUGCUGGCCAGUGCGGAGACUCGAAUCCUGCAGGAAACCAUCUCACGGUUCCGGGCACUGGCAGUGGACCCCACAGAGUUCGCCUGCAUGAAGGCCCUGGUCCUCUUCAAACCAGAAACACGCGGCCUGAAGGAUCCUGAGCACGUGGAGGCCUUGCAGGACCAGUCUCAGGUGAUGCUCAGCCAGCACAGCAAGGCCCAUCACCCCAGCCAGCCUGUGAGGUUUGGGAAAUUGCUCCUGCUCCUCCCGUCUUUGAGAUUUAUCAGUUCUGAACGUGUUGAGCUCCUCUUUUUCCGCAAGACCAUAGGGAAUACUCCAAUGGAGAAGCUCCUUUGUGACAUGUUCAAAAACUAGUGGAAGUAGAAAUAAAAUGAGUGCAACCACUCUGUGAAGCAAUCUACUGAAGCUAAAAAUCUGGGCUACCCUUAGAUUCAGCAGUUGCACUCAUGGAUAUGUGUACCUGUCAGAAAUGUCCACCAAAAGAAUGUUUGAAGCAGCUUUUUUCAUAACAGCCCCAAACUGUACAGUGAUAGCAGGGUGGACUAAUAAACUGUGGUCUAUUCA